Messenger RNA from Auxenochlorella protothecoides, 1092 nucleotides. RefSeq names its product Aspartate aminotransferase. The transcript has 5 exons. Gene Ontology annotation, molecular function: pyridoxal phosphate binding; catalytic activity. Gene Ontology annotation, biological process: biosynthetic process. The record is from RefSeq and is a predicted model, not a curated record. Bases 1 to 1092 code for a protein of 363 amino acids. NCBI's taxonomy places the organism in Eukaryota, Viridiplantae, Chlorophyta, Trebouxiophyceae, Chlorellales, Chlorellaceae.
AUGGCCUCGCAGGCCUGCACAGCCAAGGUGCCAGCCAUCUCCAAGCGCAUGGCAGCCACAGAUCACCCCCCCAUCUCCAAGAUCCUGACGCAUAUCGCUGCCAGUGGCCGCGACGUCCUCACCCUGGCACAAGGCAUCUCGCACUGGGGCCCACCCCCCGCCUGCCUCGAAGCCGCCCGGCAGGCGUCCAGUGAGCCAGAGACAUACGCCUAUGGGCCGGAUGAGGGCUUGCCAGAGCUGCGACGGCUGCUGAAGGAGAAGGUGGAAACGCAGAAUGGCCUGGAGGGGUACGAUGUGGUGGUCACCCCGGGGGCCAACCAGGCAUUCAUGAACGUCGUGCUGGCCACGCUAGACCCCGGCGACGGCGUGGUCCUGUUCAAGCCCUACUACUUCAACCACCACAUGGCGCUGCAGAUGACGGGGUUGGGCCCUUCUAUCGUGUACGGCCCCUGCACGCCCGAGCACCUCCACCCCGACCUGGACUGGCUGGAGGCGGCCCUGGCCCGCCCCUCCCCGCCGCGCAUGGUGGUGCUGGUCAACCCCUGCAACCCAACCGGCGCAGUGCUGGCGCGUGGGGAGCUGGAGCGCGCGGCGCGGGCCUGCGCAGCCGCCGGAGCCUGGCUGGUGGUGGACGACACCUAUGAGGACUUUGUGUUUGGGGGCGAGGCCCACUGCGCGGUGGCAGGGCCGCACGUGGUGCACCUCUUCUCCCUCUCCAAGGCGUACGGCCUCGCCGGGUGGCGCGUGGGCUACGUAGCGCACGGCGCGGGCCCCGCCCUGGCCUCGGCCCUGCUCCGCGCGCAGGACACCAUGCCCAUCUGCGCGGCGCAGGCCAGCCAGCGCGGCGCCAUCUACUUCUGGGCGCGGCUGCCGGGGCGCGCCCCGGACGAUGAGGCCUUUGUCGCCUGGGCCAUUCGCCGCCACGGCGUCAGCGUCGUGCCGGGGUCUGCGGCGGGGAGCCCAGGCUUCAUCCGGGUCAGCUACGCCAACGCGCCGCCGGAGACCAUCGGCGCGGCAGCAGAGAGGCUGGAGCGCGCGCUGGUGGAGUUCGCGGCGUGCGAGGGCGGGGAGCUGCCCCAGGGUGCGGCCUGA